This is a messenger RNA of Symphalangus syndactylus (siamang), 4311 nucleotides long. RefSeq names its product zinc finger and SCAN domain containing 1 (gene ZSCAN1). The record is from RefSeq and is a predicted model, not a curated record. Lineage: Eukaryota; Metazoa; Chordata; Mammalia; Primates; Hylobatidae.
AGGGUUCCGGAGCCCAUCGGGAGUCCUGAGGUCGCAGUGGGGGAGGGAAGGGGAAGGCUAGAGGCCACGCGGCGCGGGGACUGGGGGGGCUGGGGCCGCCCCUUCCGCAGGGACCCCGACCCCUGUUGGCAUCCGCCUGUCAGUUUGAGGCCGAAGCCCCUCUACGUACCCCCAUUGCCCGCCCAGACACCGCUCAGCCGCGUCCAAAUUCUCCCUUCCACACCUGAUCAGCAUCCCGGGACCUAUCUCCCUCCUGAACAGCCGCCCCCGGACCCAUCUCCCUCCCUACCGGGCCCCCGGGCCCAUCCCCCACUGGAACAGCAGCCCCCGACCCGUCUCCCUCCCUACAAGCUCCUCCUCCCCGCCCCAGGCCCAUCUCCCUUCUGAGCAGCCGCCCCCGACGCAUCCCCCACCCGAUCACCCCACCAUCCUCCACCCAACCAGCCGUCCCCAGCCGUCGUCGCUGCCCCUCCCCCGUAUUCCCAGUGCGCUGCCCUUGCACACUUCCCCAGCCCAUUUAUUAUGGAGCUCCUCCGUGUGGCAUCCUAAGCUCCCAACGCCCUCCCCACUGUAAACCCCCUUCUCAGAGCCAGAACCAUUCACUGACUGGCGCAGUGAACACGUCUUCUAUGUCACUAAGCAUCCGGCAUCAGCGGCAAAGCCCUUCUGCCCAUCCCCACAAUAGAAUUUGGGGCUCGGGCUGCAGAUCUCAGUGCCCAUGCCAGGUGAACCUGGCCCUUCCACAGGCACUGAGCCCUCCAAGUGACACUCUCACACACACACAUCCCCAACAUUAAUCCCAGACCCCCACCAAAGUAGACCUCUAGGACCCCAGGGCCAUCACAGCAUUGCCCGUGGGGGGGCCCAGAUCCUCCUCACCAGCCAUGUAGACCUCAGUCCCCUCCAUAUCAUCCCAGGCCCUCUUCAUCUUCCAGAAACAGCCCCCCAUCAGUCCAGGACUCUCAUCAGCUCAGGUACCCCCACAUUGGCCCAGGUGUUCCACAUCAGCCCCCACAUAGACCCCAGACACACCCAUGGACCUCUGGUGCCUUCUGCUAAGACCUCCUCUUUACCCUCAUCCCCGAUAAACUUAGCCUCUCCUCCCACAGACCUCAGCCCAGGACCCUGAAGGAUGCUGAGGGGCUACAGCCCCCCUCCCUAGAGUCUCCAGGGUGAGCUGCCAUGAGCACCUGAGAGAGUAUAAGGUCUGAGGCCCCAGGGCAAAAGGACUUCUUGAACCUGUGGAGCUUCAAAAUGGGCCCUCUUUUCUUAUUCAAAACUACAUAUAUAAAAGUGUGAAUACAACAUAAGAGAGCAUUUUUGCCUGUGGCCUCGGCAGGGAAGACCAAGGUGGUAGUUUCCCAAUCAGGGUGCAGGUGGCCAGGUACGCUGACUCGAAGAUGGCUGGCUGGGCACAGUUCCCGUGAGUUGCCUUUUCUGCCACCCUGCACAUCUCCUUUCUCCUGGAUUGUAAAACCAGAUGCACAAGAACUGCAGAGUGUAUGAAAAAUGCAGCAGAGGAUGAAGAGGGAAAAAUUCCGUGGAAUCCCUCCUUUUCACUUGUCAUAAGCAUUUGCCAUAUGGUUAAAAAUCCUUCCUAAAGAUGUCUUGUUUUGUUUUGUUUUUCCAUGUUGAUGAAGGUCACAUGGGAUCCCGACACCAUUUGGAGGAGAUUCAGAGAAGUAUGAACAGCACAAAGCACUUGGCCGCCCCCCGUGGGCGUCUUCCCAGGAGUCACUUUCUAUGACACUCAUGCAUCAUCCUGCAUCCCACGUUCCCUGUGCCUCAUGUCAUCUGUACAUCAUGUGUCUACUCCCCGUGGUCAUGUCAUGGUGUUGUGUACUGGGCACGGUUGAAUACUCCCAUCACAUGAUGGAGGAGGCCCCUGAUUGCUGAUUCUGCCCGCCUGCCACACCGGCUCUGUCCCGAGCCACUGGGACUCAGGAUCCAGUCCACACACACCCCUCAGAGGGGCCCUGUGGCCAGAGAAAUGCUCCCACGGCCCAAAGCCCCUGCCUCCCCCAGACGCCCCCAGACCCCAACCCCGAGUGAGCAGGACGCAGACCCUGGGCCAGCAAGCCCCAGGGACACCGAAGCCCAGCGUCUGCGCUUCCGGCAGUUCCAGUACCACGUGGCGGGCGGGCCGCACCUCGCGCUGGGCCAGCUCUGGACUCUGUGCCGCCAGUGGCUGAGGCCUGAGGCGCGCUCCAAGGAGCAGAUGCUGGAGCUGCUGGUGCUGGAGCAGUUCCUGGGCGCGCUGCCCAGCAAGAUGCGGACCUGGGUGCAGUCACAGGGCCCCCGAAGCUGCAGGGAGGCCGCCAGCCUGGUGGAGGACCUCACACAGAUGUGCCAGCAGGAAGUUCUGGUAUCUCUGGACUCGGUCGAACACCAGGACUGGAGUUUCGGUGAGGAGGAAGAUGGGAAGAGUCCAAGGUCCCAAAGAGAACCAUCGCAGGCGUCUGAGCUGAUUCUGGAUGCAGCGGCAGCAGCCCCAGCACUCCCUGAGGAAAGUGAGUGGCUGGAGACUACCCAGCUCCCACAGAGUCUGCACACCAGGGUGGAGGCCGAGGUGCCCCGUGCCCCUGGCUUGCUGGGGUCCCGGGCCCGCCUGCCUCUGAAGCCGAGUAUCUGGGACGAGCCUGAGGACCUUCUCACAGGGCCCUCCUCAGACCUGCGGGCAGAAGGGACUGUGAUCUCAGGCCCCAAGGGUCCGAGUGCUCAGAGAAUCAGUCCCCGAAGGAGAAACAGGAACACUGACCAGAGCGGCCGCCACCAGCCAUCCCUCAAGCACACCAAAGGUGGUACCCAAGAGGCUGUUGCAGGCAUCUCGGCAGCGCCGCGUCUGCCCCGAGGUGGGCGGCCCUUCCAGUGUGCCGACUGCGGGAUGGUCUUCACCUGGGUCACCCACUUCAUCGAGCACCAGAAGACCCAUCGCGAGGAAGGGCCCUUUCCAUGCCCCGAGUGUGGCAAGGUCUUCCUGCACAGCUCCGUCCUCACAGAGCAUGGCAAGAUCCACCUGCUGGAGCCACCCAGGAAGAAAGCCUCCCGGAGCAAGGGCCCCCGGGAUUCCGUCCCACCCAGGGAUGGAGCCCAGGGCCCAGUGGCCCCUCGCAGCCCCAAGAGACCCUUCCAGUGUAGCGUCUGCGGGAAGGCCUUCCCCUGGAUGGUCCACCUCAUUGACCACCAGAAGCUCCACACGGUCCACGGCCACAUGUGAAUGGCCAGCCUUGGGCCUCGGCCACCCAGCCCUGAGUCCCUUGGGGGAGCUGAUGGGCCCCAGAAGAUGGGGGACAUCCCCCAGCCCCACCAACCCCCCGGCCACCUUGGGACUCCUCUUGAAGGACACAGGCUGUUUCUCAGAAGAUCCUGGACAUCUGCUCUGAAGCCGAGCACGGGAUGGGGCUUCCCAGGAUCUCAGCUGAGAAGCAGCAGUUCCACAGCAUAGCCUGGUCAGUCCUGCACAUUGUUGUUUUGCAAGUGGCUUGAUGAGGAGUUUCAUUCGCGUCUCAUCUUUCAGAAGCCUUGUCCAGGUCUCCCUGUGAGCACCUGACUCAGCGGCAGAUUCUGCCGCUGGGUUUUCAUUUCACUGUGGAUAUCCCUGAGGCCAUGAGGGCGGGAGCCGGCCUGGGCAGCUCCAACUCCAGAAAGGGUACAGCUGACCCCGGCUGCCCUCCUGCCAGCUCAGCCCCCUUGGAACCUAACAGAUAAACAGGGUUUUGCUUUUUUCCUUUUUUGGGUAAAGUACAUGCAACAUAAAAUUUACCAUUUCAGUCAUUAAAAAUGAACAGUUCGGUGGCAUUAAGCACAUUCACAACACUGUGCAACUACCAGCACUCUCUAGCUCCAAAGACGUCUCACCCAGAAAGAGCCCACAGGCCUCAGCACGCCUUUGCCGUUCCUGCCUGCCCUGACGACCAGAAUCUGCUUCCUGUCUCUAUUUCAGGCGCAGUCGUUAGGCCUGCCCAAAACUGACCUGCCUAUAUUUUGUUUGACUUACAGAAGGAUUUUUUUUUAGAUAGACGCCAACAUUUGUUUAAACCAUAAAAAUCUGGCUUUCUGGUCUGCCAGGAAGAACCAGAUGGUUCCCAAAGAGUGGGUCCGCCUCUCCUGCUAGGCUGGAGCAGAGUGUGGGCAGGCGGUGACGUCACAGCGGGGAGCCAGCCUCGGACUCGGCUUCUCACCCGUCCCCAAUUCAUUGUUGUCGGACACUUGUCCCCUUUCAAGCAAAAGCCUUAAAAGUUUUUGCCUUUUUCUUUUUCUCCUCCCAACUUCACUUGGAAACACAGUGUUGGGCUGACUGUGAAUCCGCAC